AUGGUUCUUAACACUGCCUAUACAAGCCCACAGAAUAUGAAAUCCCUACAGCACAAUCAGAAUAUUUUUGCUGAUCAUGCCUGCAGUUCACAACCUCCACCAACUGCUACCAUCUCAGAAUGCAACAUAGAUCCAGCCCUGUGUGAGGGGGGUGAUGUUGCUAGGCAAGGACUUCAUGCAAGGCUGGUAGGAUCUGAUCCAGAGGACAGUGAAUCUAGCAGUAGCAGCACCGGCACUGACAUUGACAAAGACAAUGACAAAGAGGAUGAGGAUGAAGGAGACAAAGGAGAGAAUAACAAAUCCCAGUUUGGUUGGGGGGAAGCUCACCAAUGGCAGAAGGGACAUCCAGAGUUUGAAUUUCAAUACUCACAUGAUGAAGAUGAUGACUCUGCCUGGAUGCAUCUCAACAACAGCAACCAGCCUCUGAACACCUUACCAGGAGUGCAGCAGGAACAGUCAGAUACUCAGUCAAAAGCCAAAAAAUCCAAGGGAUCUGAUGGGCCAAGGCCUGAUCAACUGGCUUGGUAUGGACCGCACUGGAAAAGUUUUCUCAAGGAGGCCAAAGGAGAGUGUCGCAGGCAGCAUGCCCUGGAGAACCCAUUCCCACCUUUAGUCAAGGAGAUGCUGGGAACCAUCUCCGAGGUUCUACUUUCAGUUUUGGUCGCAUGGGACAAGAAUGGUAGACAGUUCAAAGCUGGGGUCUGGCCAGAGCAGCAAUAUAACAUGACACAAUUGUUGUAUGACAACCUUUUGACUUGGUGGUCUGAUCUGAAGAAAACUGCAAUAAGCAUCACACCACUAUCAUACCCACUUUUGCCUCCACCUUUGGUUCCUCCUCAGCAAUGUGCAACUUGGGUUGAAAAUGCUGCAAAAGAUUUACUUCAGGGUGGCUUGUAUUUACAGUUUGGAAUAGAUGAGAAUGGGAGAAUGAGGAAUUUCACUAAUCCUGCCCUCCGUGAUACCUCCAUUGCCUUUUUUUACACAGGGCCUUACUGGAUUGCAUGGAGGCAGCCAGAUCAAUUUCGCACACAACUGCCUAUAUCAUGCUUAGCCUUAGUUGCCACAGUGUUCCACUGCAUCUUUGAUGGUCUUGAGAAGAAUAGUAGUGGUAAAUCUUAUCCAAAUUUCUCCUUGAAGGAAUACUUGCCCAUCUACCGCAAAAUGCUUGAAAUCAUCAAACAUACCCUCCAGGACAAAUAUUUCGGCCCUAGAUUGAUGGCACAACUUCGAGAAUGGGCUGAAGCUGGAUGGGCUGAAAAUCUCAAGCUCAAUGGCGGUGCUAUGGAGGUGAGACAUGACCACCUCCAGGUUAUUCUGGACUGA
Messenger RNA from Suillus subaureus, 1323 nucleotides. RefSeq lists its product as uncharacterized. The transcript has 9 exons. The record is from RefSeq and is a predicted model, not a curated record. Lineage: Eukaryota; Fungi; Basidiomycota; Agaricomycetes; Boletales; Suillaceae. The coding region runs from base 1 to 1323 and encodes 440 amino acids.